Molecule: messenger RNA, 3203 nt
Organism: Dreissena polymorpha
Lineage: Eukaryota; Metazoa; Mollusca; Bivalvia; Myida; Dreissenidae
Exons: 11
Coding region: 724-3024 (766 amino acids)
Source: RefSeq, a predicted model, not a curated record
GCUUCGUUUAAAAAUAAUUGUAAUUGUAGGCUGUAAUAAAUGUCAAUUCUAAAAGAACCUUAAUUAUACUGUAUAAUAAUAUGGUCACACGGAUAAGUGAAUUUUUGUUCAUUAAGUGAACCAACAAAGUGUUUGACAUUUGUAUGAAUUUUGGGGGUAUUUAUUGUUUAGUAACCGAGAGUUUUCUUAAGAAUUCAGAUCGGAAAUACUAUCGUUUUAAUUCGGGAUUAUAACGGAGGAGACUCUGAUAAACGAAACCAAUACGCGAAAGAAAAAAAUGUGUACUGAAAUAUAUUCACGCAAACGGAUCCUUGAAUCAAAGUGAAAGAGAAAAAAAAUACAGAUACAUGUUUCGUGCAAUUUUAUGAACGACGAUACGCUUAUAAUCAAUUAACAAUGAGAUUAAGGUAAUUUUUCAUGCAAAAUAUUAACAACAAAUGCACAGCGUCACAUAGCGAAAAACCCAGCACUGACCAUACCUUGUUUAUUAUUUCGCAGUAGUAUUGAGUAGUGUUAUUAAAUGUUGUCUUAAGUUAUGCAAACGGUAUGAACCCUCGAAUUUUUUACAAUGAUUUUCAUUAGCAAAAUAUAAAACGGGCGAAAACAGCAAGAUUAAAUAUUCAUUAUACGUUUGCUGAAAUACUGAACGCCGUUGAAAAAAGAGUUGAGACCCAAAAUAAUAAGGACAUCAAUAUUCAUGGGACGUCGGGUCAAAGGUCAGUCAUGAUGCAGACGAGAGUGAUAGGGGUCGUCUCAAAACCGCCCCGGGACCGGAAGCAGACGGAAAUUAGGGUAUUGUUACCAUGGCUUCGUAAGAAGAGCGACCUUCUCAGCAAAUCCAACAACGAGGUAUUGGAAGACAUAAUCAAGAACUGUGACUACCGAUUGGCAAUUAAGGAUGACGUCAUUGUUACCCAGGGAGAAAAGGGCGACUGUUUCUACAUCAUGCUGUCGGGAAAGACGUCGGUUUUUAUCGAUACGACAAAAUCUGACGACGACGAGGCUGGGCCGGAUCAAGUGAUCCCGACUGCAGAGGCUGCUGAUGGCGACACGGCACAUCACGGCUGGCUAACCGGAAGAGGUUCCCCUGAGGCUGAUGACGGAACCGGCGACACGACGAAAAAGAAGCCACUCGACCGGUCGUCAUAUGGGAAAUUUAUCAUACAUUUCGACGCCGGCAAAAGUUUCGGUGAGAUAGCGUUGAUCAGCGAGGAUAGCGUACGGAACGCUACGGUGAUUGCCGACGAGGAUACGGACCUGCUCGUCAUUCACCGGGAUCUCUUCAACCGCUCCAUGAAGGCGCAACAAGAAAAGGAAUACGCGGAGCGGAAGGCGUUUAUCGCUGAGUGUCGGCUCUUCUCCGACUGGUCGGCCAAGUUCAAGCAUCUCCUAGAGAUGAGUAUCCGCAAGGAAGUGCUCCCGUAUGGCGCGCCGCUCAUGAAACAGGGAGAGCCGGCAGACGGCAUCAUGUUUAUUGUCAGCGGCCAGGCGAAGCUGACGACGGACCCAGGACGCCACGAGCAGCAGUACUCGCAGCUGAUGACGCAGCGCUCCGUCAUCGAACAGGAGUUUGGCAGACAUAACAAGGAGAAUGUGUACCAGAAGGCGCCCGGUGGCCUCACGCAACAGCAGAUUCGGGUCCGCCGGAAGGAGGGGUACGCGGCGGCAGAAAGGCGCUUUAUGAACAAGACCAUCGACCUGUGCACCAUUGAGAACAAUGAAGUCAUAGGUGACCUUGAGGUUGUCAUGGAGAUGAGCACGUGCUCAGCCACGGUCACGUGCACUGCGACCACCACUGUGUUCAUUCUAGACGCCAAGAACUACGAGCGCCUCGUACUGAAAAAGAACACGCAUACCGUGACGAAACUCAAACACGGCGUCUUGAAGAAACUUCAGAGUCGUAUUUCGACUACAAACGGCGCGCAGGUUCCGCUGUUUAAAAUCGUGCACGAUAAACUCGAGGAAGAACGGCGGCCGAAAUUCCGCGAUGAUAACAAACGUAUAAAAGUGGACGAUGAAAGGAGUAUGAAACUGGCGCAGAUGGUGAAGUUGUAUCUUAGCGACAGAGGGCCGCUUUUAGAUCCUCUGUUGCCGGAUUCGUUCCACGCAAGACUGAUGUCGGAAAAACGAAACAAGCUUUUGCAGAAGCGUGAUAAUAAGAAGUCGGAAGCGGCCGCGUUACUAAGACAACGCCGCAUGAGGGUCCCGAGGUCUUUGAAGCAGCUGCAAACGAGCGCCGCGGAGUCAGAGCUUCUACAUCCUGGCGGAAGCUGGUUGGCGCCCAGCAAGCCAUCCAAAGAUGCCCACGUCCGACCGAAAACCGCUAUUGGAAUUGAAUCACGUUCCGACAUCGAACGCUCUGGGUCUCCCGGAAGUGGCGGCGGAGGUGGCUCGAGGCAAGACGGAAGGGGAGGCGUGUUCCACUUGACCGAGUGCGAGGCUGGUGACGUGCCCGGGGAAACCGUUCUUAAAGAACGGGCGGUGCUGGUGACACAGACGUUUGAUCAUAUGUUUCAACAGAUCGACAAUCUCCAACGAGAGAAAUCCGAGGCCAGAUUAAAGAUGAUAUGCUCGGUGGCGGCCAAGGCGGAACUGCGGGACGAGACAGAGCGUGCGCACCUCGGCUACACGGCAGACGACAUGUACGACUUGCAUGCAGACGACUACUUUGACUACGAAACGAGCGCGGGAAAGCUGAAGAACCUCGAGCAGCGCGUGAAGUUGUUCUGUGAUGAGGUGAGACAGAAGCGCUACAACGACCCUCUCCGCGUGGACGAGAUGAGGACAUUCCAAGUAAAGGAUGCAGACAGCGUCCCAAUUACUGGAGGCACAGUCUACGUUAGCCGUCGUCCCUGCAUCUAUCCCAAAAGCGCUCGCACGAAAAACGACGCGCAUCAACACAUAAGACGCUUUAUAAUAACACGUGAUCAAAAUAAAUAUACGUCAUCGUCGGCGGUGCUUCGCCCAAAAUCGGCCAUGCCGUUUACGAGUAAACAACGUGAGCGGCCCAAAACAGCCUGGUGAUGACGUCAUUUUUGAUGGUGACGUAGUUAUAUUUACAUUAAAUUUACGCAAGAUAUAUGCAAUAAAAUAUACAUGUUUUACUUUUUGUAUAGUAUAUAAUAUCAUUUACAUAAUGUUACAUUGUAGUUGGAAUUAUUCUUUAUUUAUAUAUUCUGUCAAUAAAUGAUGAGUCCAAACGA